Messenger RNA from Seminavis robusta, 1080 nucleotides. NCBI's taxonomy places the organism in Eukaryota, Bacillariophyta, Bacillariophyceae, Naviculales, Naviculaceae. The record is from the annotation of a GenBank genome assembly.
UUUGUCCGACUGAGUCACUCUCUAAGUCUCACUCCACCUCAUUCAUUGCGAAGACACCAAAAAAUCCCACACUCACACUUAUUCUUACAACGCGAAAGCGAUGAACCCGUCGCCCUUUAAUGCCGACUGCCUCAAGGGUCAGGUAGCUUUGGUCACUGGCGGUGGCAGUGGUAUCUGCUUUGAGAUCUGUAACCAGCUCCUUCAGCAUGGAGCUGCUGGAGCGGUGAUUUGUGGUCGCCGCGAAAGCUUUCUCGAGCGUUCCUCGAAGCUUCUCACGAAACAAUCAGGAUCUCGUUGCCUCUACAAAGUUUGUGACGUUAGAGAUCCAAAACAGUGCCUAGAGGCUGUUGACUACUGUGUAGAACAGUUUGGAAAAUUGGAUAUCUUGGUGAAUGGAGCUGCAGGCAAUUUCUUGGCAGAAGCAUCCACGUUGAGCCCCAAAGGAUUUGCCACCGUAAUGGCGAUUGAUGCUCAGGGAACUUUCAACAUGUGUUCGGCUGCCUUUUCGGCAUUGCAGAAGCCCAAACAAAAUGGGAAUGGCAACUCCGGUGUCAUUAUCAAUAUUUCAGCAACCCUUCAAUAUGGUGCAACCUGGUGGCAAAGCCAUCCUUCGGCUGCCAAAGCUGCAGUCGAUUCGCUCACCAGGAGUUUGGCUUUAGAAUGGGGUCCUGAUAAGAUUAGAGUCGUAGGCAUUGCGCCUGGAGCGACCGCAGAUACACCGGGGACAACAAAGCUGGCGCCUGGGUUGGAUUCACAAAGUAUGGAGGAGCUGGUUGUGGAGGGAAUACCCCUAGGUCGCAUGGGCAGCGCCCAAGAAAUGGGCCUCGCAGCUGUCUUCCUUUGCACUUCUCAGUAUGUCACCGGCCAUGUGUUGGUAGUGGACGGAGGGGAGUGGCUGUAUCGUCCUCAGCUAAUCCCUAAAGACGUGGUCGCAGAGCUCUCCAGAAAAGUUGAGGCCAAGAGCCGUGCACAUGCGCCCAAAGCUAUGCUAUGAGCUUUUAAAAGAAGUGCAGAGUGGAAAGGUGUAGCAAGAACAAUUUACACCCGCUAAAACUGUAUAAUAGCUCAUGAAUCGUCUUG